GGUAUCUAGACCGUUCAAAUUUCAUAGGAAAAAAUCUAGACUAGGCAUAACAAAAAUAUGAGAAAUGCCUUCGAUAGAUGCACCUCAAACUCCUAUUGAAGAUGGAAAAGUGCCCACAGAAGAAGUACCAGCAACAAAAUCAGCUGUUGGUAUAAUUUAUCCACCCCCUGAAGUGCGGAACAUUGUUGACAAGACUGCUAGUUUUGUUGCCCGCAAUGGACCUGAGUUUGAAAACAGGAUUCGUCAAAAUGAGGUGAACAAUCCCAAGUUUAACUUUUUGCAACCAACAGAUGCUUAUCAUGGAUACUAUCAACAUAAAGUUGCAGAGUUUAGAGAGGGCAGAGGUCAAGAGCCACAAGCUCCUAAGGCCCACAGCCAGUAUUUGGGUGUGUUGCGACCACAGGAGGCGCCAAAAAUUGUUGAGACAUUUGUUCCAAAAGACCCCCCACCAGAGUAUGAGUUUAUGUGUGAUCCUCCAUCCAUAUCUGCUUAUGACUUAGAUGUUGUAAAACUCACAGCUCAAUUUGUGGCUCGUAACGGACGCCAGUUCUUGACCACUGUGAUGCAGAAAGAGCAGAGGAAUUAUUUAUUUGAUUUUUUGAGGCCCCAGCACAGUCUUUUUACUUACUUCACAAAGUUGGUUGAACAGUACACCAAGAUUUUAAUCCCCCCUAAAAACUUAAAAGAAAAGCUAAACAAAGAAGUCAACCACCCAAAAGAAAUAUUAGAUCAAGUUAAAUACAGAGUUGAAUGGGCUAAACACCAAGACAGAGAGAAAAAGAAAGAUGAAGAAGCACUGGAGAAAGAAAGAGUUGCCUAUGCUCAAAUUGACUGGCAUGAUUUUGUUGUGGUUGAAACAGUAGACUUCCAGCCAACAGAAAUAGGAAACCUACCCCCACCCACUACACCUGAGGAAGUUGGAGCUCGCAUACUGCAAAUGGAGCGGUUUGUACGUGGAGAGAUUCCUAUGGAUGAUGCUGUUGAGAUGGAGGUAGAAUCAGAGGGUGAAGAGGACGAUGAAGACUCAGAUGAAGAUGAAGAGGAAAAAGUAACACGCAGCAGGCCUCCGGCUGAGAAUGUAGCUCAGGAUAUGGAAGAAUCUGAAGAAGAAUCAGAGGAAGAGGAUGAAGAGCCACGCAGAGGAAGACUUGCUCCACCACCACCACCUCCUCCACCGCCACCAAAGGAGGCACCACCCCCACCACUUCCUCCAACCCCGGAGCAGGUGAUCAUAAAGAGAGACUACAACCCCAAAGCCAAACCAGCUCCACCCCCAGAGAUGACCUCCGACCAGUUCAUGAUAUCUCCAAUCACUGGAGAGAAAAUUCCAGCUCACAAAGUACAGGAACAUAUGCGCAUUGGUUUGUUGGAUCCCAAAUGGAUGGAAGACAGGCAGCGUUCACUGGCAGAUAAAUCUGACCAAGAGGAAGUCUUUGCUCCAGGGUCUGCCAUUGACUCUAACUUGAAACAGUUGGCUGAAAGACGUACAGAUAUCUUUGGUAUUGGUACAGAAGAAACCCAGAUUGGUAAAAAGAUUGGUGAGGAGGAGAGGAAAGAGACUAAAGUUGUGUGGGAUGGUCACACAGCCUCCAUGGAAAAAGUUUCUCAGCUGGCCAGAGAAAACAUCUCCAUUGAAGAGCAGAUAGCAACAAUACACAGAGCCAAAGGCUUAGUGCCUGAUGAAGAGAAGGAAAAAAUUGGACCAUCUGUACCAAAGGUUGCUCCUCCUCUGCCACCCCCACCUCCUUCCUCUUCCUCAUCAGCACCACCACCCCCUCCACCUCAAGCUGUAACUAGCUCACUCAUACCACCACCCCCACCAUCACAACCUCAGCAAAUCAGACCUACCCCAGCUAUGCCCCCUCAGAUGUCACGCCCCAUCAUGGCUGGUCCUCCAAUGGGAAUGCCGCAGAUGAUGGUCAUCCCUCCCAGACCUCCAAUGAUGAUGGGUAUGGCACGACCACCAAUGAUGGCUCCAAUGGGAAUGGGAAUGCAGCCAGCGCCACCAAUGAUGGCUCCACAAAUUCCCAUUCGUCCACCUGGUAUUGGAGUGGUGCCAUCUGAAGAGCCGCCCAGCAAGAAACAGAAAACAGAGGAAAAUCUUAUCCCAGAAGAUGUGUUUUUACAGACUCACAAGGGCAAUGUGAAGAUCCAAGUUAUUGUUCCCACUGUUCAAGACAAGCCUGAAUGGAAUCUUAAAGGCCAGAAACUCGAGUUCAACUUGCCUCUUACAGAUUCUGUGUCUGUGCUGAAGGCAAAACUAAAUGAAGCACUCGGCAUCCCUGCUGGAAAACAGAAAUUACAGUUUGAGGGCAUGUUCAUUAAAGAUUCUAACAGUUUGGCAUUUUAUAACUUUUUAAAUGGAGCUGCUGUUCAGCUUCAACUGAAGGAGAGAGGUGGUCGUAAAAAGUAAUGGGUUUGUGCUGAGUUAACCUUAGGAAGAAACAGAAUAAUUCUAGCUGAAGAAAAGCCUCUUGGACAUCCAAUAGCUGUUUUUAUUUCAUUAUUUUCUUUUAAGAAAUAAAAUGUUUAUGUUAACAA
Physella acuta is the source of this 2541-nucleotide messenger RNA. RefSeq names its product splicing factor 3A subunit 1. The record is from RefSeq and is a predicted model, not a curated record. NCBI's taxonomy places the organism in Eukaryota, Metazoa, Mollusca, Gastropoda, Physidae. Gene Ontology annotation, biological process: regulation of alternative mRNA splicing, via spliceosome; mRNA cis splicing, via spliceosome. Gene Ontology annotation, molecular function: protein binding; RNA binding. Gene Ontology annotation, cellular component: U2 snRNP; U2-type prespliceosome; catalytic step 2 spliceosome.